UCUGCCUCUUUCUUUCUGCUCCACUCACGGGCGAGUCUCGCGCACUGGGCUGCCCGUGUUCACCACACACUUUGCACGCCCCGCUUUAAACAAUGAGAAUGGAGGCGCUUUGUGUCGGACAGAGAUUGACUCGCUUCUCUGUGUUUGUGUAGUACUCUCUGCUUAUAUUCGGGAUCACGUUAUAUCGCUUUAACACACAAUGGGGUGCUGCAGCGGACGACGCACCCUCAUAUUUCUGUGCACGUUUCAGUUGAUGGUGGCAUUAGAAAGGCAGGUGUUUGAUUUCUUGGGCUACCAGUGGGCCCCCAUCCUUGCCAACUUCUUCCACAUCCUAGUGGUCAUCCUGGGCCUGUUUGGCACCAUUCAGUACAGACCUCGGUACAUUGUGGUGUACACUGUAUGGACAGCAGUGUGGGUGGCCUGGAAUGUCUUCCUCAUCUGUUUCUACCUGGAGGUUGGAGGACUGUCAAAGGACAGCGACCUCUUGACCUUUAACAUCUCGGCGCAUCACUCCUGGUGGAGCGAGCACGGGCCGGGCUGUGUUCGGCGAGAAAUCCCCGCCAGCGGAGAGCAUGAUGCAGACGCACAGUCCUACAUAUCAAUUAUGGGCUGCCUGCUGGAGUACCAGUACAUAGAAGUUCUGCACAGCGGCUUUCAAAUCCUUAUCUCUCUGUUGGGUUUCAUCUACGCCUGCUACGUCAUUAGCGUUAUCACUGAGGAGGAAGACAGCUUUGAUUUUAUUGGUGGAUUUGACCCAUUCCCACUCUACCAUGUCAAUGAGAAACCAUCUCAUCUUCUGUUAAAGCCCAUGCAUCAGUCUUCGUAAAUGAAAGAGCAGGUCAGAUGAUUCAUCCACUCCAGCAGACUGCUCAUACCUCACCUCCCUCCUCAUUCCUUGAGAUCUGCCUCUCCACUGUUUCCUCAUUCACACGCUUUCCACUCUUCCUGAUCAAGCCCUUCUGGUCUGGGAGAGGACUGGAGAGUCGGCUGUCCAAUACAAAACACAGUCCAGCUGUCUCGUUCAGAAACAUAUUGAAACAAAAACACCCAUUGUUAGGCAGGUUUGCAUGUCAUGUAUGGUCUAAGAUCAGUGUGCAUUGUAUGAGAUCAUGGACAGCAGGCCUGUGAGUGACUCAGUGGAGUUCAGAUGUUGAGGUUAACUGACUUCCAGCUCUUUGUGUGUGUGUGUGUGUGUGUGUGUGUGUGUAGGGGGAAUUUAAUGCUGUUUACCUUCACACAGGAUUUGCGCAUGUACACAGUAAAACACAAGAGUAUGCAGAGAGGAGGAAGGGUGGUUUGGAAAGUGGGUGGGACCCAGAAUAAAAGACAAAGCAAGCAAACCUCAUGUGGAUAUGUUUCCAAAAUAGAAGCAAACGAUAAAAACGCCGCGUUUUGCGAAAAUAAGACCAGACGGUUCUUUCAUGUGUCAGUAUGAUGUGUGAUUACAUUGUCAAAUUCAGUUUUAGUUGGAUUUUAUACUGCGGCCUGAAAAAGUAUUUAGACAUUUAAGCCAGACUGAAAAUAUGCCAUGAGUCCAAAUACUUGUCACUUGUUGUACAGGCCCCAUCAGUGUUCUUCCUACGUGUGUUUGAAUAUAAUCGUCUUUAGAAAAUAGCCGGGUUUCUUUUGGCAUUCAGUCAAAAUCAAUAAAAUGAUCACAUAAUCUGUUUUUUAUUGUAAAACUGACAGAUAUGAUCAAAUGGGAAGGUUCUUUUAUAUGAAUGGUGCUUGUAAUCAAAUACCAGUUUGUGAACAAAUAACAAUAUGUAAUAUUGUAUCAGCAUGUAUCCUUUUCUUUAUCUGAGUAACAGUCGAGUGUCUUUCACUGUAGAUGCAAAGCUACUGUUUCUGUUUACUGGAAAAAAUAAACCAUAAAGCACAACUGGAUGACCUAACAUGCAAUGUUACAUGUAUAAUAACAUGUAUGACACGGUUUAAAGAGAGGGGCUGUGUAUUUCUUUUCAAACUGAGAUGUGAAGGUCGGUCUGAACAAAUUGCUGAACAAGGCCAGAUUUGAUGUGUACUGUAUUAGCAACAUUACGAUCUUGCGCUUAAGGGACAGUUCUUCCAAAAAUGAAAAUUCUGUCUUUAUUCACUCGCCCUUGAGUCGUUCUAACUUCUAAAUCUGAAAAAAAAAUGUUCAGAUGAACACAAAAGAAGAUAUUUUGAAGGAUCUGGGGCACUUUGGACAACCAUUGUAAUUUUUCCUACUAUGGGAGUCGAUGGUGGCCAAGCACUGUUUGGUUACAAGCAUUCUUCCAAAUAUCUUUCUCUAUAUUCGUCAGAACAUCAUUUAUUCAGAUUUGGAACAACUUGAGGGGGAGUAAAUGACGACAGAAUUUUCAUUUUUGGUUGACUGUCCCUUAAUUCAGUGGUUCUCAAACUGGGGGCCGUGGCCUCCUGGGAGGCCACAAGAUUGUUCCAGGGGGGCACAGAUUUUGUGGCAUUUUAGAAAUAUGGAUAUUUAUCAUACAUUUUGUGCAAUCAAACAUCAGAAAAACAACACCACCAACCAAAAUAAUUGAUGUUUUAGCAUUGUUUAACUGAAUAUUUUCUUGGUUUAAUUAAAAUUUUAAGUUUAAGAUUAUAAAUCUUUAUUUGGGGGGGCCGCAAAGCAAUGCACUCUGCACAAAGGGGGCCUUACAACAAAAAAGUUUGAGAACCACUGCCUUAAUUCACCUCAAAUGAAGAUUCUGUCAUCAUUUACUCCAUCUAUAUUGUUCCAAACAGUGACUUUCUUUUAUGAAACACAAAGUCUAUUAAUUUAAAGUGUAUGCAAGUUAGAAAUGGCAAGAGUUCAUUGGAACUGUUUAACCAUUAAAUCGUUGAGUUUUGUAUUUGACAGAAACAUUUUCAGCGUCAUUUGUAUCCAUUAAAGAAAUAGUUCACCCAAAAAUGAAAGAUCUUAUAAUUUACUCGCCUUCAUGCCUCAGAUGUAAAUGGAAAAUUUUCAUAUUUGCGCGAAUAUUCUUUCAUCACAUUGCCUGUGGACCUCUCCUGCCCCCUAGUGUCCAAAAUAUUUCUUUACAACCAUAGACUGUUCAAAUCCAUAGACUGGAAGGACUGCAUUUUCUACCACUUCUCUGUGUAAUUUGUCAUUGUAGAGUUUAGGAUGUUAAAUAUAGGUCAUUGUUACAAAUCUGUGUCCCUCUCUUUCUCCUAUGUCGUCACAUCAAACUAUUUUAAUAUCUUUCGUCUCUUCUCCAUAUGUUCAUUGACUGCUUGUCCAAUAACAUGUGUUUGCUGAUCAGAGUGUAAAUAAAUGUUUGUUAAUAAAAUAUGUGCUUUUCAU
Triplophysa rosa is the source of this 3292-nucleotide messenger RNA. RefSeq names its product sodium/potassium transporting ATPase interacting 4 (gene nkain4). Lineage: Eukaryota; Metazoa; Chordata; Actinopteri; Cypriniformes; Nemacheilidae. The coding region runs from base 200 to 826 and encodes 208 amino acids. The record is from RefSeq and is a predicted model, not a curated record. The transcript is spliced from 7 exons. Gene Ontology annotation, biological process: regulation of sodium ion transport.